Molecule: messenger RNA, 1028 nt
Organism: Lacerta agilis (Sand lizard)
Lineage: Eukaryota; Metazoa; Chordata; Lepidosauria; Squamata; Lacertidae
Gene: STX8
Product: syntaxin 8
Biological process (GO): intracellular protein transport; vesicle fusion
Cellular component (GO): SNARE complex; endomembrane system
Molecular function (GO): SNAP receptor activity; SNARE binding
Source: RefSeq, a predicted model, not a curated record
GUCUCGUUGGUCGCCUGAGCCUUCGCGGACGCCGUAGUCAGCUGACCUGACAAGGAACUGUAGGCACGGAACUCGGAAUACAGGCUUUUUGGGUGGCCGGGCGCCGCCAUGGCUCCGGACCCCUGGUUGUCGGUGUAUGAAUCCACUUGCCAUACUGCCCAAGAGGUUGCUGAAAAAAUUCAAGAACGUAACCGAUGUCAGAGGAAUGGUGAAAGUACAACUAAGCUCAAUGUUUCCAUCAGGUCACUGUUGCAAAACCUCAAAGAAAAGACUGAGCGUCUGAAGGACCUCUUGCUUCACUCUGUAUCAACACGUCAGAUAACUCAACUCGAAGGGGACAGGCGGCAGAACUUAGUGGAUGACCUCCUCACGAGACAUCGUCAUCUUCAGGCAUCUUUCAAAAAUGAGGGGACGGAACCGGAUGUGAUAAGGUCUAGCCUAAUGGCUGGAGGGGUCAGACAAGGUGUCGUAAACCCAUGGCUUGUGGAGGAGCCUGAGGAAACAAGAGGGCUUGGCUUUCAUGAAAUCCAGCAGCAGCAACAGAGAAUUAUAGAAGAACAAGAUGCUGGUCUCGAUGCUCUCUCUUCAGUCUUAGCCCGUCAGAAACAGAUGGGGCAGGAAAUUGGGAAUGAGUUAGAGGAACAGAAUGAAAUCAUCGACGAUAUCACCAAUUUAGUAGAAAAUACCGACAACAAGCUGCGCAACCAAACCAAGCGUGUAAUGACAGUGGACAGAAAAUCAUCUUCUUGUGGGAUGAUGGUGGUGAUCGUACUACUGCUGAUUGCGAUAGUCGUCGUUGCUGUGUGGCCCACAAAAUAAUCGAUGGAGCUAUUACUUUGCAGCCAUAGCACUCUGAGGCAAGGAAAAUUCAAUCUCAUUACUGACACUUUCCGUGGAGUUGGCUGUAUUUGACUCAUUCUCAGUGCACUGGCAGAAGCACGGCUGGUGGAGAAAUUCAUUUUGCAAAAAUCUCUAUCCAGUAGGACUUGAUAUUUUUGAGAAUGUUACUGGUAGGAGGCGAAUCUCCU